AUGAAAAGUAUCGUUAAUUUUGUCGAAUUACAAACAUUGAUCAAUGAGAUAGAACUGAUUUUGAAUAACAGACCUAUUUGUGAUAAGUAUGAUGAUGAUUGUGAGGAUGUAUUAACACCUAACCACUUGUUGUACGGUAGACGAAUGGAGUGUAGCAGUUUGAGAAGUGAGGAGGUAAUAAUGGAUGAUUCGGAAUUUAAAGGACGGAAACGUAUGUUGCAGGCAAUGCUGGACCAUUUUUGGAAGUGUUGGUCUCAAGAAUAUUUGUGUUCUUUACGUCAGAGUGUGAAUCACGUAUCGAAGGGUGGUGUUGAAAAAAUUAGUGAGGGAGACGUUGUUAUUGUGUACGAUGAUAAGUUAACUAGACACAUGUGGAAAUUGGGUAGAGUGGUUAAGUUGGUUCCUGAAAGCGAUGACAAAGUACGUGCUACACAAGUCAAGCUAGGACAAACCGGAACAAUAGUGAAUCGUCCGGUAAAUCGAUUGUAUCCCUUGGAAACGAAAUGUGGUCGCCCUGUUAUCGAGAAACAAACGAACGAAGAAGUAGACGAAGACGAAGACGAAAACAAAAUCUCUCCCCAAACAAACUGCGGCAAUUCUGGGGGAGUUAAAACAACGUUUCGCGAACGAAGAAAGUUACUAGCGUCACGGGGGGAUUGUUAA
Messenger RNA from Hydractinia symbiolongicarpus, 663 nucleotides. RefSeq lists its product as uncharacterized. Bases 1 to 663 code for a protein of 220 amino acids. The transcript has a single exon. The record is from RefSeq and is a predicted model, not a curated record. Lineage: Eukaryota; Metazoa; Cnidaria; Hydrozoa; Anthoathecata; Hydractiniidae.